AGCAGCUGAGGCAGUGAAAAGCACUUUGGGGAUGAAUGCUGACAACUCUGCUUCGCCCAAUCCAUCUGCUGGUUCCAUCAGUAACGACUCCAGUGGCAUCAAUCCAACUGCUUCAGCAGGCACCACCCCAGCAGCGUCACUUCAUUUGCUUCUGGGGGUAAUCAGCCCUGCGGCACUGGUGUAUCACCCAAAUCCAACGGCCUCUGCUGGCAGCCACCCCAGCAACCCAUCACCAAGAAAGUUUUGAACUAUUUCCUCAAAGCUUUUCUGCUUUGAGAUAAGCCUCCCUUGGUUACGCUAGUGGACUCUUUCUAUCUCUUAGAGAAAAAAAAAUUUUUUUUCGGUCACCAUCUUUUAGAGAUUGUUAUGUUAUGUUUUGCUUUUGUUUUUGUUUAUUGUUAUUGUUAUUAUAAAUUUGCCAUUAUUUAAGAGUCUUUGUGCCCCGUUUUGAUUGUCUUCCAUUCUUUUACUAAUGAAGAUUUAGGGGCUGA
Messenger RNA from Rubroshorea leprosula, 491 nucleotides. The record is from the annotation of a GenBank genome assembly. Lineage: Eukaryota; Viridiplantae; Streptophyta; Magnoliopsida; Malvales; Dipterocarpaceae.